Molecule: messenger RNA, 5775 nt
Organism: Stegostoma tigrinum
Lineage: Eukaryota; Metazoa; Chordata; Chondrichthyes; Orectolobiformes; Stegostomatidae
Product: KIAA0586 ortholog
Exons: 32
Coding region: 738-5639 (1633 amino acids)
Biological process (GO): smoothened signaling pathway
Cellular component (GO): ciliary basal body; centriole
Source: RefSeq, a predicted model, not a curated record
CCCCCCCCCCCCCCGCCCCGAAACCAAAUCGAAACCCGGACAAGCCCCAGGUAGGAAUACCUCUCACAUCCCGAACAAGAACCCAGGACUUUUCAAAUCCAGACAUCCCACCCAAAAGAAAGCCGACCGCAGCAACAACCCCCAAACCCCACUAAACGAAACCGGAAAGUAGCAGCAACCCACCCACCACCAAAUAAAAAUCCCGGAAAGAGAUCCGCCGCCUUUCCCUCUUACAAUGAAGAACCCGGACAGGAGCCACAACACGUCUCUCUCCUAAAAUCCGGAUAAGCAUUCGCAUCUAAGCCUCGUCUCCCUCCCCAAAACUAGGACAGCAUUGCUGCAACUCCCCUUUCUCCUCCAAACCAGAAUAGACCCCCAUUCAGGGAGGAGCGAUUCCACCUUAGUCUGUUAACAAGACGGAUCAUGUUCUGUUGUCGCCUCUAGAGACGCAAUCAAGCCGCCUUACUUGGGGAAGCUCCCGGUUGUUACCGAGUGGUUUGCACUGGUUGCGUUUCUGUCUAAGCUUUAAUUUAAACGGGCGGCGAGGUCCAGGCGACUGUCGACCCACAUCGAGUUUUAUUUUGAAACUCCAGCCAAGUGGUGUUUGCGAAGCGGGAAGCAGCAGAUGUUUGGCGGGAUUGGGCCCGGGGCCCAAGCUGAGUGAUAUAGCUCUCUACUCGUCAUUAAUCGCGAAAUAAAUUUCAUCUCCGGUAGCGAAUAAAAUCUGCUGGAGGAGAAUGGAAGUACCGGUGAAUGUAGCGGCAGGCGGCAGUGCCUGGCAACCUGGGACUGCCAGCAGAGUCAGAAUUUCGGUGCAGAAGUUGCGUGAAGUUACUUCCCCGUCCGCUGCUGAAGAGCCAGUUUACAUUCCACCCGCUCUGCUAGUGAAUAAACCGUGGGGCAACAAAAACACAUCCGAUGGAAAUGUGUCAGGAGGAACAUCAGCAGAUGAAUAUGACCUUCGAACAAAAUCAAGUGUUCAGCAAACUCAAGGAGAAAGCAACCAUACAUUACAAACAUGGCAGCAUUCAAGUUCAAAUCAUCAGCAAGUAAUUGCAGGACAUGUUCCAACAGAGCCAGGAGAUGGCAGCAGACACGAAGGAAAUGAUGUUUUGAUUUCCCGGUAUACUAAAGGACAGAAAGAAGCAAAGAAAGCUAUUGUCAAGAGUAAGAUGCAGAAAAGCCCAAUAGGGAAGAAGGUCAAAGUACAGCUACUGCACAAAUCUUCUGUCACAGACUUGGAUUCUUUUACACGUGAUGAGAAAGAGAUCCAUCAUCACUUCAAUUCUGUCACAACUACAGCAGCUGCAACUGCAGCAGCCGUUGUUGCCACUGCACCUCUCCUUAAGGCGCAGAGUGAUCUUGAUGCUAAGCUUUCUACUGUGGUUGAUUUGGGGACUAAACUCCAGGAAAUGGAUCAGCAGAUGAAACAGGUUGUCGAGCAUCAAGUAAAGGCUCGGGCUCAGGAUUCAGGCUCCAAGGAACAGCAAGAAAGAGUCCGAGAACUGGAGACGCAGUUGAACACGUUCUUGAAUCAACGACUUUGCCAUUUGGAGAAAUUUCAAGAACAGCAACUUGAACUUCAGUCGCGAAUAUUGACUUCAGCAUUCACAAUGAGCAACAUCCAUCCUGUUGAUGCAGCUCCAACACGUUCUGACAAUGUGACACUGAGUUCAGCAGCACAUUGUAAUCAGUCUGUGAAUCAAGGCCUCCAGCAGUUGCCAAGCAACAACAUCCAUUACGUUUCUCAUGGAGAUGUGCCAUCUGACUCCUCUGCAACACUACUGGCUUGUCGAAGUCAUCCUGUUAGUAAUGGAUUUGACAUGGGAGGUUCUCUGCAGACUCCUGCUCCUCGUCAGUUCGCCCCUGUGCCAAUGUCUAAGGAUGUUCAAGUUCAGCAAAAGAAGGCAAAGUCUGCCAUUCAGAAGGCCAAAGUGGAUGCAGUGAUUUCUUUAGGUAGACAAGGAAAUAGGAAUUUUUUUGAAGAGCUUCUAAAUAAUCAAGAAACUCCAGCGAGUGCGAUUGAUACUGUAGAGAAGACCAGUGUUGCUAUGACAACUGCAGGCAGACAUCCAGACAGGUCCAGCUGUGGCAACCCGCUGACUGAAUCGUUUACAGCCUUUGUAGCCCCCUCUAUGGGUUCUGGAUCAGCGGCUAGCAAAGUCAGCCCAGCUGUACAGAAAGCCACUGAUGUGCUGCGUGACCUUGGUAGACUGAAGAGAGAAAUGCAUGGAAUUCUACAGGAGGCAGAGCAUUGGCAAUCUCAGCUGCAAGGCAUAGAGAGUGCCAAGCAGAGUAACAGCCACAAGUCUAUUGGCUCAGCAUCUCUGCAACAUCAUCUGCUCAAACAGCCUACCUGUAUUGGCAGACAGAUAAACACCAAUCACUCUCAGAAGCCUUCACUGCUUCAAUCCGUAAAAGUACCAAAAUCAAUGUUUGAAGACGCUGAAAGAAUUCUGCGUGAGGUGCAAACUAAUAAGAAAUUCAUUGAAGAAAAUCUGCAAGCAAUUGUUCGAGCAAAGGACAGCGCUUCUGUAUAUUCAUUAAUUGAUUCUCUGGAUGCAGACAGUUCCGCUGCAGAGAAGAUCCGUAUUGGAAAGACUGUUGAUGCCUGGAUCGCUAUUAUUAAUCAGGACAUACAGGAUGAAAUUGCAAAAACGAAUUUUCUUCAGAAAGUUUCAUCAAACCAACAGAAACGGGAGCAGAGUUUAAUGAGUAAAGGAGGUGAUGUCAAGGCUAUCAAAUUCAAUGAAAAUGUGAAGGAUAAAAGCCAAAAUGAACCAGAGCCAACAACGAAGAGGUCCUUGAGCACAGAAAGGUCUCUGCAAAAACAGCGUAAGGAGCCUUGUGGAAGUAAAAAUCUGAAAAGCAAGGCUGUUAUGCCGUCUUCGUUGCAGAAGAAGUACGGGUCAAAGAUAUCUGCUAAUCUGGAUGGAAUUACUUUGAGUGAUCCAGUUUCGCAAAGUGAAGACUACCUUGGAAGAGUGUAUGGAAAGGCAGUUUAUCAGGGACAUCGUAGAACUUACAAAAAAGGUCCAUAUCUGAAGUUGAACUCUCCUAUACCUAAAUCCAAACCACAAAGGCCCAAAGUGAUUGAGAGUAUUAAGGGUGUCAAGAUGAAAUCCACAAGAACUCAAACUGCAUCAUCGACACUCGAGAAAGCCAUAACCACCCAAGGGAGAGAGCAGCAAAUUUCUGUUCCAGAUUUUCAGAGCAGCCAAUACUUGUUUAGUCCAUCACACCAGAUACCGUCAACAUCACCUAUUUCAGGCCCAAUUGAAGGACAACUUGUCCCAAUGGCUGUUGCCCUAGGUGAACCACGGAUUGAUGACCGUGUUCCACAAGCAGCAGAUUUGAUUAUCAGCAGUGCACCCUCCGUCAUACCCAUCUCAGCUCCCUCAUCUCCUCCAAAACAAGAGCUUCAAGGGAAAAAAUCCAACAUUGCUGUUGUACACAUGAAAUCUGAAAAGAGGGACCCAGUCAAGUUAACUGUACAGGUACUGCCAAAUGUAGAUAUUGAUAGCCUUCCCAGUACCAGUCCUGUACUGAGCCAGAGAUCAUCAAGCCCUGAGCAGCAGCAGGCUUUGCCCCAUCCUGUACAAACUGUGAUACAGUCACAAGAGGCAGUCCAAAGUGAGGAAGGAGAUAUUACUGAUUUUCCAGGGACCAGUUAUGUUGCUGUUGCAGAUUUACCAAAGGAUCCAGGGACUGAUAUAGAACUUCAAGGAUUACCUGAACCAGGUAUACGGCUAGAAGGUUUUGCUGAGUCCAUCUCUGUCACAUACAAUGGUCCACCAUUUCCUCCCUCUGUUCCUGCUCGUCAAGAAGCUAUUGAUAUUGUAGACAGAAUGAUUAAAUCCCAGGAAUCCAUUGAAAACCAGUUGGUUGAGUGGGUUGAACAAGAGGUCAUGUCCCAUAUCAUUAGUGAGAUGUAUCCCUUACAGCAUCAGCCUGUGUCACACAUCAGUCAACCUGAGGAUGAGGAGAAUGCAUCAUUGGGCUCAGAUGUUGUUGAAUUGGUCGGUGGAGGAGACCUCCAGCUGUUUGUUGAUGCAGGCAUUCCAGUGAAUACUCAAAUCGUUCGACAGUUUGUAGAUGAAGCUCUUGCCGAGAUUAUUGCCAUCAUGCUAGGCCAGCACCAGAGUGAAAGCAGAACUCCUAUCCAAGAAGUUGCUCCGAGAGAAACACCUUCGCCAACGAUGUUGAUCCCAACACCAGAUCCAACCCCACGACACACUCCAUCGCCUCCUGUUCAACACCUGUCCUUGAUCCAGACACCAGAUGUUACACCCCAGGAUUCUGUAGCAGUAUCAGAAGAGAGAGAAUCAGAGCCUGAACCAGAACUAGAACCUUUACAGAAAUCGUCUCCAGUCUUAGAUGCUGCAGGACUGAAAUCUCCAGGAAAAUCAAGUCCUAUUGGUACUCCUGUUGCCACACCAUUCUCUACUCCCUCAAGAGUGUCAACACCAUCACCAGUGGCAGAAACUAUCUCUGGGAAGAUAAAGAAUGCAAACAUACUGCCUUCACAACGAUUUCCAAAUCCCUGGGGAGACGUAGAGCUCCCUCUGGAGGAAGAAAAUCCCAGCUCAAUUCAAGAAACAACACGACAGGCAAGAGCUAUUGUUAUGUCGGUAGCUAAGGAUGAAGAUCCCGAGAGUUUGGCCCUACCACUACAUGCUGUCACUCCCAUAAUUCCAGCUCCAUCUCUGCCAGAUGUACAAAUUCCAACAGCCCCUGUUCAAUCGCUGACUCCACUCCUAUCGACAGAAGGAAGUAGCUCGACAAUCUCCAUCACUGAAACGGAGACCGCUGACCGAAACAUCUCUGAAGGAGAGAUCCUCAUAAACUACAGGCAAAUGGCUGCAGCAAAAGCAUUAAUCGAAGAAGGUAUCUACUUUCCAAACUUCAAUGUUAGUCUGUCUAGUACACUACAGGAUGCUCGAGAAAUGGAUGAAGAUCCUCCCAGUGAAGGACAAGUAAUCUCAAAGACUCAUAAGGGAUUGCAAAAAUACUCACUUGGCACAAUGUUGGCACAAGUCAGUCAAGGUCCUUACGCCCCACAAGAAGUACAUCAUCCUGAGGACUCUGAUGACGAUAGUAGUGCGGGGCAGGUCAGUGAAGGCCAGAUGCCCAGAUUUACUGGAGCAGCAGAAAGCAUCAUGACUGGACAGUCACAAUACAGAAGUUCUCGAUCAAUGAAUAGAGGUUCAAGCUUAUCACGAAGAGGACGCUCUCCAUCACCAGGACAGUUUGAUAUUCAUAAAGAGGGAAAUGGAUGGGAGCUUGAUGCCAGCUAUGGACCUAUGACCUUGGCAGAUCUCGAAACAUGUCCAAUCCCAGCGCUUCCCAACAGUCAAGCGUUCCAGAAGACCCCAAAAGCAAGAGAUAAGGGACAGGAUGAUGACAUACCAGCGUUGGAGCAAAAACCAGCAACUGCACGAGUGAUAAAAGUUGAAAGUAGAACUCCAGAUGCCACACAACAAAGUACCAAGGCUGACAAGUCUUCUGAACUUCAAGCAACUCCUUUGAAAAUGUCUGUAACGUUACCGUCCAUGAAUGAAGAGGAGCAGUCUGGCAGCAUCAGUGCUAUAAAUGAUGAUGAUGAUGAUGAUGAUACUUCUGGGGCUGAGAUAUUUUAAACCUUAACAUUCUUAUAAAAAUCUUUUGUUAUUUAUACAAAUUUUCUAGAGAGUAUUUUGGAACAUUAUCUUCAAUUUUUUAAUUCUAAUUUUUGAUGAUUCUAAUUUAUGUUUGUUGUAACACAUGAUGGCUAAA